AUGUUAGCACAGCAUGGAGGUGCUCUAAAAUCGAAGGUCAACGAAAUUUCGAGCGACAUUCUUUCCAAAAUUCGUGGCAUUAAAAACUCACAGCAGGAAGGUGGCGUAAUUGAAACGGAAAAACAUAAGGCUGAAUGCCUGAUGGAUGGGUUACGGUAUGAGGUCGAAAACAAAAUUAUCCUCUGUUAUGAAGUAGUAAAAAAUGCAGGUGACGCACUGUCGGAUCACAUAGAAGAUCUACGAAAAUCAGUCGAAAGCGCCUACAAUAAAUCAUUAAAACAUCUCUCGGCCGUAAAAAGUUUCCUCAUCCAAAAGGUUCAAAGAUCCUACUCCCAAGUUACGUCCGAAGUAAGAAAAUUGUUUGCGGAUCAAAGGAUGGUAGAAUUGCAAGUCCAUGUCAAAUGCUAA
Messenger RNA from Babesia bigemina, 408 nucleotides. RefSeq lists its product as hypothetical. NCBI's taxonomy places the organism in Eukaryota, Apicomplexa, Aconoidasida, Piroplasmida, Babesiidae. The record is from RefSeq and is a predicted model, not a curated record. The coding region runs from base 1 to 408 and encodes 135 amino acids. The transcript has a single exon.